GACUUCUCAGAGCGUCUUCCGGCGGGAGCUGUACGGCUCCUUACCAUGGGGACGAUUCAUCUCUUUCGGAAGCCACAGAGAUCCUUUUUUGGAAAGUUACUACAGGAGUUUAGACUUGUAGUAGCUGACCGGCGGUCCUGGAAGAUCCUUCUUUUCGGUGCAAUCAACGUUCUGUGCACUGGCUUCCUGCUCAUGUGGUGCAGCUCCACCAACAGCAUAGGUAUUCUCUGCAUGUAUUUCUGGCUCUACUUUCUAAUGCAGUUUGUUUUUUUUUUUAGUUUAAUAACAUGUUUAAUAAGCUACUGGGUAAUGAUGAGGAAACCUAGCCCUGCCUAUUCGUUUGGGUUUGAAAGACUAGAAGUCCUGGCUGUAUUUGCUUCUACUGUCCUGGCACAAUUGGGAGCCCUCUUUAUACUAAAAGAAAGUGCAGAACGCUUUUUGGAGCAGCCCGAGAUACACACGGGAAGAUUGUUAGUUGGUACUUUUGUGGCCCUUUCUUUCAACCUGUUCACGAUGCUUUCUAUUCGGAAUAAGCCUUUUGCUUACGUCUCUGAAGCUGCUAGUACGAGCUGGCUUCAGGAGCACGUGGCAGACCUUAGCCGCAGCUUGUGUGGCCUUAUCCCAGGACUCAGCAGUAUCUUCCUGCCCCGCAUGAAUCCGUUUGUUCUGAUUGAUCUUGCUGGGGCGUUUGCUCUGUGUAUAACAUACAUGCUGAUUGAGAUUAAUAACUACUUUGCCGUGGACACUGCGUCAGCCAUCGCCAUUGCCCUGAUGACGUUUGGCACCAUGUACCCCAUGAGUGUGUACAGUGGGAAAGUGCUCCUCCAGACAACACCACCUCAUGUUAUCGGUCAGUUGGACAAACUGAUUAGAGAGGUGUCUACCUUGGAUGGGGUGCUAGAAGUCCGAAAUGAACACUUUUGGACCCUUGGAUUUGGCUCAUUGGCUGGCUCAGUGCAUGUACGGAUCCGACGAGAUGCGAACGAACAAAUGGUCCUUGCUCAUGUGACCAACAGGCUGUGCACGCUGGUGUCCACGCUGACUGUUCAGAUCUUCAAGGACGACUGGAUUAGGCCUGCCUUAUCCUCUGGGCCUGUUGCGCCCAAUGUCCUAAACUUCUCAGACCAUCACGUAAUCCCAAUGCCUCUAUUAAAGAACGUGGAUGAGAGGACCCCCUUCACGUCAACCCCAGCCAAGCCCAGCAGCCCACCUCCGGAGUUUGCAUUUAAUACGCCUGGGAAAAACGUCAGCCCAGUUAUUCUUCUGAACACACAGACAAGGCCAUAUGGUUUGGGUCUUAAUCGCGGACACACACCAUACAGCAGCGUGUUCAGCCAAGGACUUGCAUUUCCAGGAGUUGGAGCAGGCCAGGGAUUGAGGCCCACCUUCCCACAUAUACCAAGUAGAUAUGGAAUCAACAGGAUGGGACAGCCAAGACCCUGACGGACUCUAACUUCUUGUGAUGGGGAAUAUCGACUUCUUGCCUUCCAAUGUAUUUAGUAAUCCAACUUGCAUUGACUGUUCAACCACUUACAUGUCAGAUUAUUCCAGGCUUGUUCAUAUUUCAUAAAACCUAUAAACUAUAUUUUUGUAAAA
This is a messenger RNA of Mus caroli (Ryukyu mouse), 1596 nucleotides long. The record is from RefSeq and is a predicted model, not a curated record. NCBI's taxonomy places the organism in Eukaryota, Metazoa, Chordata, Mammalia, Rodentia, Muridae.